GCACUCUUCCCAACAUUUCAAUAUUUUCACCAUUUUCCCUCCCUUCGCCAUAUUUGAAGGUAUUGUCGGAAACCCUAGGUUGAUCGCUUCCAAAAUGACUGAAAUUUCCAGAAAGCUUGAUGUCGAGAAACUAAUUUCAUAUAGCGAUGACCUAGUUCAGUUCUUGAAGAACGAAAAAGACAUCAAUGACUUGAAGCAUUCAGUUGAAAAAUCCGACACUCUCCGCCAUCGAUGCCGUUCAGAUUAUGCCGCAGUUCAAAGCACUCUAGAAGAUUAUCAAAAAAAGAUAGACCUAUGCAAGCAAAAAACAGAAGCUGCAAAGGCUGAAGUUGCUUCAGAUGCAGAAAUACAUUUGCUUCAGAAAGAAUUGGAUGAAGAACUUCAAAGAGAGACAUUGCUACAAGAGGAGCUUAGAUCCAUCACCAAUGAAAUUAAAGAUCUUGAAGAACAAAGAAGUUCCAUUGAAGACAGAAGGAAGGUUCUGAAGAAACUCAAACAAGAUGAAUUAAAAGCACAGAUGAAGCUAUCAAUGUUUGCAUGUGUAACAAGCAUCCUCCCUGACUUAAAUGAUCAGUCCAAGAUGAUAUCUGGACAUAUUGUUGAUAAAGAGAAGAAAGUUGUUGAAAAGUUUGAGUUCAAUCCCCAGGAGAAGAGUGAUUUUGAUGCUUGUAAUACAAUCUGGGAGAUGAUAAAAGAUUGAAAGCUUUUUCCUCCUCAUAUAAACUUAAUAUGUGAUUGUUUUAAACCCAUAUUUUGGGUUGAAUUUGUGAAGAUUUGUAUUCUUGGGGGUUCAUUUGUAUUUAUUUGUUUGCUUCUAGUAAAAUCAAAAAUGGUUUGGUUU
Lactuca sativa (garden lettuce) is the source of this 841-nucleotide messenger RNA. Its product is annotated as plectin-like protein. NCBI's taxonomy places the organism in Eukaryota, Viridiplantae, Streptophyta, Magnoliopsida, Asterales, Asteraceae. Gene Ontology annotation, biological process: regulation of chromosome segregation. The record is from RefSeq and is a predicted model, not a curated record.